Molecule: messenger RNA, 2173 nt
Organism: Poeciliopsis prolifica (blackstripe livebearer)
Lineage: Eukaryota; Metazoa; Chordata; Actinopteri; Cyprinodontiformes; Poeciliidae
Product: nuclear factor 7, ovary-like
Exons: 4
Coding region: 385-1992 (535 amino acids)
Molecular function (GO): zinc ion binding; protein binding
Source: RefSeq, a predicted model, not a curated record
AUUUGCAGAGAUUCAAAUGGAUCCUGCAAAUGGACACAUUAACCACAGAUUCAGGCCUAUUGAUGAAGCUGCUCAGGAUCACAGAGAGAAUCUGAAAACAUCUCUGGAGCCUUUAAAGAAGAAGCUGGAUCUCAGGAAGAAAGCUAUAAAGAAGUUUGAUCAGACCAGCAGGACGCCUGAACAGUGAAGUGAUGGGUGCUUUCCCAAAAGGAAGUUAAAGCUCCGCCCCCAGGAUCUGCUGCCUGAACUGAGACAGGAAACAGGAGACCCCCAGACAAUCAAACUAUCAGCUUCCUGUGAGUGAGUCCAGCUGCAGGAGAGAAAAGGAAACCUCCAACUCUGCUGCUUCCAGCUGCUCACACUGAAGUUUCACUCAGAGACAAAAUGGCUUCCAGGUUAGAGGAGGAUCUCUGCUGUCCCGUCUGUCAGGACGUCUUUAAGGAUCCACUUGCUCUGACAUGCAGCCACAGCUUCUGUAAGGAAUGUCUGGAGAACUGGUGGAAAGAGAAACCAGCAAGAGAGUGUCCAGUUUGUAAGAGGAGAUCUUCAAGGUCUGAUCCACCUUUAAAUCUGGUUCUGAAGAACCUGUGUGAGACUUUCUUACAGCAGAGAGACCAGAGAGUUUCAGAAGAUCUCUGCUGUCCAGUGUGCAAAAAAGUCUUUAAGGAUCCUGUUGUUUUAUUGUGCAGCCACAGCUUAUGUAAGGAAUGUCUGAAGAGCUUCUGGAGAGAGAAACCAUCAAGAGAGUGUCCAGUUUGUAAGAGGAAAUCUCCAAAGGCUAAUCCGCCCAUAAGUCUGGUUCUCAGGAAUCUGUGUGAGACUUUCUUACAGCAGAAUAAUAAGAAACUUUUAGAGGGUAUCUGCAGUCUGCACUCAAAGAAACUCAAACUCUUCUGUCUGAACCAUCAAGAACUAAUUUGCUCAAUUUGUAGAGAUUCAAAGAAACACACCAACCACAGAUUCAGGCCUAUUGAUGAAGCUGCUCAGGAUCACAGAGAGAAUCUGAAAACAUCUCUGGAGCCUUUAAAGAAGAAGCUGGAGCUCAGGAAGAAAGUUCAGGAGGAGUUUGGUCAGACAGCAGAACACCUGAAGGUCCAGGCCCGACACACUGAGAGGCAGAUUGUUGAGCAGUUUAAGAAGCUUCAUCAGUUUCUAGCAGAGGAAGAGGAGGCCAGGCUGGCUGCACUGAGGGAGGAAGAGGAGCAGAAGAGAGGGAUGAUGGAGGAGAAGAUGGAGGCUCUGAGCAGAGAGAUAGCAGCUCUUUCAGACACAGUCAGAGCCACAGAGGAGGAGCUGAGAGCUGCAGACGUCUCAUUCCUGCACAACUACAAGGCUGCAGUGGAAAGAGUCCAGCGCUGCCCCCUGCUGGAGGAUCCACAGCUGCCCUCAGGAGCUCUGAUAGACCAGGCCAAACAUCUGGGCAACCUGGCCUUCAACAUCUGGAGCAACAUGAAGGACAUGGUGACCUACACUCCUCUGGUUCUGGACCCAAACACAGUCCAUCCAGGACUCCUCCUGUCUGGAGAUCUGACCAGUUUGACUCCAGGAGAGAGACAGAAGCUUCCUGAUAAUCCAGAGAGGUUUGGUUGUGAUUGGUCAGUCCUGAGCUCUGAGGGUUUUAACUCAGGGAGCCACAGCUGGGAUGUUGAUGUUGGAGACAGUGAAGGAUGGAUGCUUGGUGUGUUAGCAGAGUCUGUCCAGAGGAAGGGACAUUUAGAGUCUGGACUGUUGGUCAUGUUGUUCAUUGAUGGUGAAUACGAAGCAUAUUCUCCACCAGCUCCUCCCACAUUUCUCUCAGUCCAGAAUAAACUCCAGAGGAUCAGAGUGAAUCUGGACUGGGAAGGAGGAAAGCUGUCGUUCUCUGAUCUGGAUACUAACACACACAUACACACCUUCACACACACCUUCACUGACAAGAUGUUCCCAUAUUUCAGCACUGCUGAAGUAAAACUCUUACCGAUGGAGAUCUCAGUGAUCAAACAGCAGCUCUGAGGUUUUCAGCAUGAAGAACCAAAAGUCCAAAUGAUUCCAGUUGGAAAUUAUUUCUGUAAAUAUGUGUCUCCCUUUUCUGUCACAAUGAGUCGGGUUAUGCAGAAUCCAGACCUGAAUGUUGAAUGUUUGUGAUUUUCUAUUAAAUCUGGAUUAUGACUCCUCAACAAUAUGAAGGACAAUA